This is a messenger RNA of Lytechinus pictus (painted urchin), 3754 nucleotides long. RefSeq lists its product as uncharacterized. The transcript has 9 exons. The record is from RefSeq and is a predicted model, not a curated record. Lineage: Eukaryota; Metazoa; Echinodermata; Echinoidea; Temnopleuroida; Toxopneustidae. Bases 347 to 2272 code for a protein of 641 amino acids. Gene Ontology annotation, cellular component: membrane.
GAAAGCAGCCGACAGGGCCUCGACAAGAGGCUACCUCUGCAGAGGAGAAAGACUAAAAAAAAAGAUAAGCGCAUUAUCUCGUUGGUCUUCCUUGAAUGAAAUCUUCUCUCCGUUUGAAUUGUGGACAAUCCGCAUUAUUUCUUAGAUUUUAGUCAGUGAUCAAAAGUGCUGUAUGUUCAUACAAGGAAAUGUUCGUACACUACACAGAAACAAUUCGUCAUAAAUUGACGUGUUUCUGAAGUACAUGCAUGUAUAUCGUCGGUUUCUGAGCAGAGAAUGUAUCGAUGGGUGAAAUUAUUAUUGAGAACAUUAAUUAGAAGCCUACUUGUUCGGAAAAAUUAUAACCAUGAAGUCAUCAUAUUGCGUGUCAAUGAUGUAUCUGGUAUCAAGUUAUUUUGCCUGGUCAGAUUGCUAUAUCCUUUCAUCAUUUCACUUGGUCAACGGUGGUUCGCCUAACGAAGGCCGUGUGGAGGCGACAGUAAUAGACGAAGAUGGUGAAGAGUUAAGAGGUGUUGUAGUAUCUAAUGACAGGUGGACAAUCGAUGAAGCUAACUGGGUAUGUGAAGAGCUUGAAUAUCGCCAUGCAGUAUUUCUACCUGAUGAUAACAGAUUUGGGAGAGGCCUACAAUCAGAUAUAUUCAGCAUUGACAACAGGACGUUAGUUCCUGAUUGUGAUUCAGAUGGCUUGGGCAACUGUAGCGAAAUUGAAGCAGCUGGCGUUGUGUGCCAAAAACCUGGAUAUUUAGGUUGCUUUCUGAUUCGCUCUUCUGAAUUGCCACACAUCAAUAUUUCAGAGACAAGUCAAGUAUUAACCAAUGAACAAUGUCUUGAUAUAUGUAUGGAUCUAUCGGCCUCAUUUGCUGCUCAAAGGGGUGAUACCUGUUACUGCUUGAACAACUUCACGAUUUCAUCCAAAGAGCGUGUCUGUAACACAAAAUGCACCGGAAAUCCAGAACAGUUUUGCGGAAGAAAACAGAGGGAUUCAUAUAUUGUAUUCAAUGUAUCUGUAGGAUUCUGCCCCGAGAUCUCCGACGUCAAUCUGAACGUGUAUGGAAGGUACCGAUUUGGUGACAUAGUGAGGGCGAAUUGUAGUGGUGGCAAACAGCUGAUGGGCGAUGAUGCCUUGCAAUGUGUGGGCGGUCCUGAUAUAUUUCAAUGGAAUGGUACAAUUCCUGCAUGUAUCGAUAUGAUUACGAUUCAACCAAGAAUGACAAGUGACCCUUCAACAGAUCAGACAAGAAAGACGUUGACACCUCACCUUCAUACAGAUACCACGAGCUUGAAUACUGUAACCAUGGUCAUUGACUCGGGCUCAUCUUCUAUCAUUGUUUUGGUAGUAGCACCCGCAGUGACCGUUGUUAGCAUUGUGGUACUGAUGGCAGCCUGUUUAGCAAUGUACUUCAUCAAAAAUAAAAGAAAGCAAUCUGCAAUGAAGCAAGAUGACACAAUAAGCUAUAAACCCAAAUCAGAUGUCUUGGUUCAUAAUACGAAGAACGUUUUAAUCAAUGAAGAUCCAAAUUACUACGAAGUUGUAAAGAAUUCUGCUCCUAAAAGCAGUGAUCUCGAUAAUGGUGUUACGGUUUUGUACGAAUCGGCCGAUGAUGUCCGAUCGGAGCCACAUCAAUACGAGCUCGAAUCGCCGAUUGAUACCCCUCAGCACGGACUCAUAGACAAUGUCCUUUACAAACCAUCAUGGAGAGAAGGAGACUCAAGUAUGAACAACUAUGAUGUCUUCGAAAUGGAAUCACAUUCCCAAGAUGAAACAUCACAUGAUCAACAUGCAUCCCUUAAAUCCCAACAGAUGAAGAUUGAUCUAACAUCGAAUAAACACGAGAAUUAUUUCUCAACCGAUAACAAGCUUUGCGAUGAACCAGAACGUUCAAAUAUGACUGAUAAUAGUCUUAACAACCCUACAGAUAAAUUGAACUUACAAACAGAUUCUUUAUCUCCAAACUAUUAUGAAAUAAAAUCAGAUCCCAUCGGUAGCCAUUACUCAGAAGUAAGCAGUCCUAUUGCGGACACUUGCCCGACAUAUCACGAUAUCCAGCCUCAACCUGCCAGUUCUCCACGACAAAUAGAGAUUGGUUCAACCCUGAUCGAAACUCCUGAUGACACAAGUCAUGAAGUCAGCAAAGAAAAUACAAUUUCUUCAAUACCCGAGUAUGCAACAGUCAACAAAACUGCUAGAUCGGAAAAACCAUCUGACAAACGUUCAGAAGCUAAUGAGCAAAACUGUACAUUGUCACGCCACGAUUCAGAAAUAGUGGGAUAGAUUUAGGUAUUCUUUUUCGGGUAAGUAAGAACAACCAACUUCUUGCCAACGGAUAAUUGUUUGGUCAGUUUUAACAUUUCUUUGGAGGUCAUAUUGGUAUAGUUGUCAGCCGGGACCUAGCAUAUAUCAUGCUUGCCGGAACAAUGCACCUUAACAUGAAUCCAUUGAAAAUUCCACAUCAUCUGCUUCAUCGGAAUCAAGUUUGAAAGCUUUAUCCCGAAACCCAAAUUUAUUAUUUCUGAAAAAAAAGCUAUAAGGACUGGGUAUAGGACAUCAGUUUGACAUUAUUUGACACCAUCAGUUCGUAAUUUUUGUAUAUUUUGUGUAAUCACCUAAAAUGAUUUAUAUUUCGUUCUACUAUUCCAGAUGUGGUAAAAAAAAAGUUGAUUAUAAUGUUAAACUAUAUCACUUAUUGUCAAAAUUUACUUAUUUUAUCCACACAUGCUCUAUGAAAAUGUGUACUUACAACGAAUCUAUAAUAAUAUAAACAAAAACAAAACAUAUUGCCAUAAUAAAUGUGAUUUUAUCUUUACAAUAUAGUUGGUUGGGUCAUGUGUUAUGAUAUAAUGGCUUCGUCAACGAGAUCUUCAAGCUUUAGAUCGAGUUGAAUACAACAUAACGCAUACUGUAUAUACGUGGAUAAAAAUUAAUGAAAAGUAUACUUUGUAAAGGCGGUAAAAACAAUUCAUACCCAUAAAAAUCUAACAUGGUAGACCGCGGAUGGUCACAGAGAUGCUACAGUUUACAAGACAGUCUACAUAGUCUUUGAAGGGCCUACUCUAUUCGCAGGUAAAAAUGAUGAGACGAAUGUCUUAAAAGAUUAUGAUUCGAUUAUUUAAAUAAAAGAGAUUAGUUACUUAGUUUGUGAUUAUAAGCUUCAAUAUUCUAGGUUCACUGCAAAUCGAAGGGUUGCCCCCAUCAGGAAUAUUGUGCUAUAUUUUGCCAUUUUAACCGGUGCUAGAUGGCUCAGUCACAUUUCUCCUACAUACUGCGAGUCUAAAACAGCCGUUUUAACAAUUUUUUAACCAGCUACGUAUAGGUGGUUCGAAUAAAAAUGAAUAAAAUGGCUGUUUCGACUCGCUGUACGGCCGCCGUAGGGGAAAUGUGACUGCGCCAUUAGUUUGACAUGGAUCCCCCCCCCAAGAAAAACAAGAAAAUUAAAAGAAAAACGAGGACUGAAGAAAAAAAAGAGGAGGAAGGAAGAGGAAGAAGACAAUUUGCCGAUUUCCUAUAACAUAAAUUUUAUAUUGUAAACUUUCAUCGUGAUACUGCCAUCUACAGUUGUUUCCAAGUUAACUGUUCGCGGGUUGGGCCAAUGAUAUUCAGAUCAGUGGGUUGGGCAUGAAAUAUGGAAUCUUCUAUAGAAGACAAUCUCUUUGUUAUCCGUUCGUUUAAUAUUCUAGAAACGUAAGAAAUAAAAUAGUUUUGACGUCAUGAAUAUUGUAAAAAAUAAAACUGGAGAGAAAGUGACCGAAAUAUUUA